AUGACGUCCAACCGCUCUUCAGCCCAUCCCUCUCCGUCGCGGGGAGGAGGCUCAGCAGGCGCGCCAGGGCCCUCGGCGCCGGCUCCCGAUCGCCAGACGCACUCGACGCACAUCUUCGAGGUGCCAUACCGCAAGGCUGCCGAAGCAGACGGCCCAGAACAAACAUCUACACCUUCCUCCCCCCCUCCACCCUCACAACAGCCGGCAUCUUCGUCGUCAUCCAGCAACAACAACAAGCCACCACCCAAAAUCACGCCCAUACCGAGAAUCGUCCCCUCGGGGUCGCUACAAUAUGACCCGCCGGGAAGUGAGGGCCCGCCGCCACCGCCCAAGCCGCGGCAUGAGGCUCUCGCGCAGGGCCUCGAGGGCAGGUACGUCGACGAGUUCGGGAAUGUCCUAGACUGUGACGGGACAGUCCUGGGGCGAGUCGAGGGCGAUCUCCCGUCCAUGGUCGGCCGUCCUGUGUCUCGGAACGGGGAGAUCCUAGACACGGACGGCGACGUCGUGGGCUACGUCUCGGACAACUACGUUCAGCCGGAGCGGCAGGAGCUCGGCAACGGGCUACAGGUGGACGGGGAGGGCAACAUCUACAACCAGGACGGGGCGGUCAUCGGGAAGCUGAACGAGCCGCCCAAGAAGGAUGCGAAGGGCUCUUGGCCGGCGACGCAGAGGGCUGAGGCUGUCCCGCCGGCGCCCAAGCCGGCGUCUGCGCCUAACCCGUCGGAGAUAUAUCUGGAUGUGAAGUCGACGUUUGACGGCAUCCAGAUCAUCAUGAAGAUACCCACCAUAUUUAACAGGGACCACGACUGUGCAGAGCAUGAUAGGGAGAAGACGCAGGAAGAGAGGGUCAACCAGAAUCCAAUGUCCAUCCCGGGGGGAUGGAAAAAAGAUACGCCUAGAGAAACGCCUAGAGACACCCCAGCCCAAGAGAGGUCCAAUCCAACCGAAGCCAUCCCUCGAUCAGCCACGGGCCAUGUGAGCGACUCCGGGGUAAUAAUUGAUCAUGAAGGAAGGACGAUUGGCAAGCUUGCCGAGUCCGAGGAUGCCCGAUCAUUGGUCGGCAACACAGUCACAGCCGCCGGAGAUGUCCUCAACGACGCUGGCGAAACCGUGGGGCGCGCAUCUCUUGAAGAUGACAAGGAGGAGGAAUACACUACUGGAAAAAAAGAGACCACGGAACGUCCCAAAGCCCAGGAAGAUGACGAAAAGUCUACCGGUGGCGGCUUCUUCAGUUCGGCUUCCAGCAUCGUCAAGCAAGGCUUCGGAUCAUUCAGCCGUAGCAAGAAAAACUUGAGCGACGCCGGACAGGAGGCAGCCCCCGAUGCCCCAGAGGGCGGAAAGGCCGAAACUGAAACGCAAGCAGACAAGUCAGAAGCCGCUCCAUCACAACGCGCUGUACCGGAAGCAAGCCAACCAAAUCUGGUCUCAAAAUCCCAGACUGAUCUAGAGGAGGUCCCACCCAAAACUGAAGAUGAGUCCGUCACCGAAGCUGGCGACCCCAAUCUCAAAUACCCUCCCCCAGAGAGCGCUAUUGCGCCCUCGGAGGCCCCUGAAGAUGACUCCCGCACUGAAGCUGGUGAAUCUCUCAAGAGCGGCCUAUCUGGAGUACCUGACGUCCCUCCCUCUCAGGGCGCCAGCGCUCCUUCAGAGGCACCUGAAGGCUCUCAAGUAGGUGACAAGAGCCAGCGCGAUGCCGAAUCUGAAGCUCCAAACCUCCCUUCAAAGGCCGGGGACGCUCCUUCGCAAGUCCCAGACGAGAUUCGCACUGAAGCCGGCGAGUCUCGAAUUGAAGGAUCGCAGGACGGUCCGGUAGCCCUCGAAGAUCACGAGCAAGAGGAUGAUCAGAAGACGCUGGGCGGUAAGACUGAUGCAAGCGCCGAUAAGAGCCAGGUAACUGGCGCUGAUGUCCCCGAAGCCAUCGGUGAGGAGCAAGCUCUGGGAGAUGAAUCCAAAGCAGGCGAGACACAAGAGGAAGGCGAGAAGCUUGAGGGAGAGGCAGGCGAGAAGCUUGAGGGUGAAGCAGGCGAGAAGCUUGAGGGAGAGGCAGGCGAGAAGGGAGAGGAGGCUGAGAAGCUUGAGGGAGAGGCAGGCGAGAAGCUUGAAGGAGAGGAGGCUGAGAAACUUGAGGGAGAGGCAGGCGAGAAGCUUGAGGGAGAGGAAGCUGAGAAACUUGAGGGAGAGGCAGGCGAGAAGCUUGAGGGAGAGGAAGCUGAAGGAGAGGAGGCUGAGAAACUCGACUACACCAUCCUCAAGGGCGCCAAGGUAAACAAGGUUGGCAAUCUCGUCGAUGACAAGGGCGAGAUGGUUGGCCGUGUUAUCGAGGGCAACGUCAAGCAGAUCCUUGGAAAGAAGGCCGAUGAAGAGGGCAACAUCUGGAACGAUGCCGGCAAGAUUGUUGGAAAGGCCGAGCCCAUUUCUCAGGCUGAGCGCGAUGACCGCAAGGACUUCGCUCCGUUUGAGAACUUCCCAGAUGCUGUCGUUGAAUCUGACGGCCGUGUCACCUCCAAGGGUGAGCAGGUCGGCAUCGUCGUUGAAGGCGACCCCAAGCGUCUUAAAGGCAGCAAGGUCGACGAGGACGGCGACAUUCUUGACCGAAACGGAAACGUUGUCGGCAAGGCUGAGCCAAAGGAGAAGGACGUCCCAGUAGAGGAGGAGCCAGAAAAGAGUGACACCAGCUCUCUGAAGAACGCCAAAGUCAACAAGGUUGGCAAUCUGGUUGAUUCCAAAGGUGAAGUUGUCGGCAAGGUUGUCGAGGGCAACAUCAAGCACCUCCAGGGCAGGACAUGCGACGAGAACGGCGACAUUUGGGAUAGUAGCGGCAAGAUUAUCGGCAGGGGCGAGCCUCUGUCCACGGGCGACCGUGAUGAGCAGAAGGAUUUUGCACCAUUCGAGAAUUUCCCUAAUGCCAUCGUCGAGGCAGACGGUCGUGUGACCUCUGACGGCGUCCAAGUCGGCGUCGUCGUUCAGGGCGACCCCAAACGCCUCAAGGGUAGCAAGGUCGACGAGGAUGGAGACAUCCUUGACCGAAACGGCAAUGUCGUUGGUAAGGCUGAGGCUUGGGAUGAGCCAGAAGCUGAAGCUGAGAAGGUAGUUGACCGCUCUUGUCUGGCUGGAAAGCGUGUCAACAAGAGAGGCAACGUCGUUGAUUCGUCUGGCGUCAUCUAUGGCCGCGUCAUCGAAGGAAAUGUUUCCGCUCUUGUUGGCCGCAUGUGCGACAAGGAAGGUAAUGUGCGCAGCGAGUCUGGCGACAUUAUCGGCAAGGCUGAGAUUGUUUCUGAGGGUGAGCGCGAAGGAUCCAAGGACGGCCCCUUUGCAGAGCUCUCGGGUCUUACUGUUAGCAAAGAUGGCAAGGUCGUGACCCCAGCUGGCGAUGUGGUAGGCAGACUUAUCUCAGGAGACCCCAAGGUUCUCGCCGGACGAUCAGUUGAUGAGGACGGCGAUGUCGUGGACAAAAACGGCAACGUCCUUGGAAAGGCCGAACGGUGGGAGGAGCCCGAGGUUGAGAAGAAGAAAGAUCCUCUCGCUGGUCGACGAGUGAACCGCGAAGGCAACGUUGUCGACGAGGAUGGCAACAUCAUUGGCAAACUUGUCAGUGGCGAUCUUCAAAUAUGCUCAGGCAAGGAGGUCGACGACGAUGGCGAUGUUGUCGACUCCAAGGGCCACACCAUUGGCCAUGUAUCUCUUCUUGAGAACAUUCCUCCUGAGGUUGAGCAGGAGACUGAAGAGGAGAGAAAGGCUCGUGAGGAAGAAGCCAAGCUGAAGGAAGAAAAUGAAAAGGACAGGAAGCUUGCUGGACAGCUCGGCGGAUGCAUUGAGCAGGUCCUGGACAAGGUCCGACCUAUGUGCAAGUUGAUCACAGACAAGAUCGACAGUGCAGAGCGUACUCCCAAGGAAGAGCUGGACGAAGAGGCCCUGGUCCGGGAGGUCAAGCCCCUGAUUGAGGAGGGCGGCAAGAUCCUGAGUGAGGCCAACGGCAUAAUUCGUGGUCUUGAUCCUGAUGGCCGCAUUCAGCGUCAGGCCAAGCAGAGAUCAGGUACUAAGGAGGCUUCCCCAGAGGAGCAUCAUCUGGCAGAGCAACUGAAAGAGCUCACCGGCACUGUCACCCAGACAAUCGACAAUGCCAAGCGCAAGAUUGAGGGUAUGCCUCAUGCCAAGAAGGAACUCAACCCUCUUUGGGGUCUUUUAAUGGAGCCCUUGGGACAAAUUCUCGCCGCCGUUGGCUUGCUGCUCACCGGUGUUCUAGGCCUAGUUGGCAAACUGCUGAGCGGCCUUGGCCUUGCUCCCCUGGUUGACGGCCUCCUAGGCGGCCUUGGGCUGAGCAAGAUCUUGGGCAGCUUGGGAUUGGGAAGUGCGUAUGACGCGCUACUUGGAAAGAAGAAGGAUGGCAAGAAGUAG
Messenger RNA from Clonostachys solani, 4395 nucleotides. The record is from the annotation of a GenBank genome assembly. NCBI's taxonomy places the organism in Eukaryota, Fungi, Ascomycota, Sordariomycetes, Hypocreales, Bionectriaceae.